Molecule: messenger RNA, 1998 nt
Organism: Nothobranchius furzeri (turquoise killifish)
Lineage: Eukaryota; Metazoa; Chordata; Actinopteri; Cyprinodontiformes; Nothobranchiidae
Gene: aifm5
Product: apoptosis inducing factor mitochondria associated 5
Cellular component (GO): cytoplasm
Molecular function (GO): flavin adenine dinucleotide binding; oxidoreductase activity, acting on NAD(P)H; 2 iron, 2 sulfur cluster binding
Source: RefSeq, a predicted model, not a curated record
UGGGUGAAUUGUUCAGCUCAGGGUGAGUUAACAGACUCUGAUCCUGAGGACACAGAGGAAGUGACGGAGGUGGUGUGUCUGGAGUCAGAUCUUCAGGAUGGACAGAUGAAGGAGGUGGAUGUUGGGCGUCACAGUGUGUUGUUGACACGUUGUGAGGGGAAAUACAGCGCUAUUGGUAACCAGUGUACACAUUAUGGGGCUCCACUCAGUAAAGGGUUUUUUUCAGGAAACAAACUGCGCUGCCCGUGGCAUGGCUCCUGUUUUAAUGUCCUCACAGGAGACCUGGAGGAGUUUCCAGGCAUGGAUUCUUUACCGUGCCACAAGGUCAAAAUUGAAAACAAGAAAGUUUAUGUGUCAGUAAAUAAAAAGAGCCUCCGGCAGCAUAAAAGACUACAGAAGAUGGGAGCUGCAGUUCCAGGAAUCAUUCAUAAUAUUCUGCUGCUGGGAGGAGGAGCUGCAUCACUUACGUGCGCUGAGACGCUGCGGCAGGAAAACUUUGGUGGCAGAAUUAUCAUGGUCACCAGAGAAGACCUUUUACCCUACGAUAAAACUCGACUGAGCAAGGUGAUGAAUGUGUUCAGUGACACCAUCAUGCUGAGGAGCAUGGAGUUUUUCCAUCAGUAUGACAUAGAGGUUUGGCUUCGGAAAGAAGCACUGUCAGUGGACAUGGACAAGAAGAUGGUCACAUUUGAUGAUGGUACAGUCCAGAAUUACGACCAGCUCCUCCUUUCGACUGGCUGCAGAGCAAAGGGUCUGGACUUGCCCGGCAUGAAGCUGGACAACGUCAAGAUGCUGGAGACGCCUGAAGAUGCGAGACAAAUCCAUGCUUCCUGUCUGGGCUGCAACGUCGUCCUUUUGGGAACUUCUUUUGUCGGAAUGGAAAUUGCAUCCUAUUUGUUGGACAAAGCCUCGACUAUCACAGUGAUCGGGAGCAGCGAGGUGCCGUACCAAAACACAUUUGGUCUGGAGGUCGGAAAAAUCACCAUGAUGAUGCUGUUGGAGAAAGAUGUGAGAUUCCACAUGAUCGAUAGUGUGACAGAGAUCAGAGGAAUGAAUGGAAAGGUGAAAGAGGUUGUGCUUAAAAGUGGAAAAGUUAUCCCAACCGAUGUUUUGAUCGUGGGCAUUGGCAGCAUCCCAAACACAGAAUACCUGAAAGGCACUAAAAUACAGACAAACUCAAAGAACUUUGUUAUAGUUGACAAGUGCAUGAGGACAAAUGUUCCUGAUGUGUUUUGCGCCGGCGACAUGGCCUUCUUUCCUCUGACGAUAGCCAAAAACCAGCUAGUCAACAUUGGGCACUGGCAGAUGGCGCAAGCUCAGGGGAAGAUAGCUGCUCUGAAUAUGCUAAACAAAGCAACUGAGCUGACCUCUAUUCCUUUCUACUGGACUGUCCUUCUGAAUAAAACCAUCAGAUAUGCAGGUUACGGGGAGGGAUACACUGAGAUUGUGAUGAAAGGACAAUUUCAGUUUGAGGAGAGGAAGUUCCUAGCUUUGUACAUCAAGGACGAUGAGGUCAUAGCGGCAGUGGGCCUCAAUUAUGAUCCAGUAGUGUCUGCGGUAGCUGAGCGACUCCUCUCAGGAAAAGUCAUCACUAAGGAAGAAGCUCAAUCAGAUGAUCCAAGCUGGCUGCAGGUGUCCUGAGCUCAAAUCACCUGUUCACAUGAAAUCCUUCACUGAUCAAGAUAAGCUCCUAUCCCAAGAAUAUAACCCCAACCCAGGUUGUCAGGGGUGCAAACAAAACACAGCACUCCUCUGAGAAAAGUGCUCAGUUUGAUUUAUUAGGAGGGUAUUUGGUUUAAAAAAAAAAGAUUUGUGGUAAAUUAUUACAAUGACAUUGAUACAUCCUGAUCUCAUAGCUUUUUUUUUGUGUGUUUUUAAACAUCUCAUUAUUAUGUGGAUUUAAGUUUUUGCCAUAAAUCUGCCUUUCUGGGACUUAAAGGUGCAAUGUGUAAGUUUAAAGUAAGAAUUCUACAGUGAAAAAAUGCCAAAGCUGUCUAA